UGUAUAGAAAAUAACCACACAAACAGCAUUUAAAUUUAUUUUCGAAAGAAAUCUUAAAAAAACGAAAAGAAAAUUUCUUAAAAAAAAAAGAAAAACGAAAGUAAUAGACGUGACUUUUUCACGCAAAAAGUGAAAACGAAAAAUAGAAAAAAAUCAUAUAAAAAUCAAUGGCUACAAUUAACGAACAAAAACCAGCCAAUGUUGAGGUGGUCAUUGACAAAAAGGCACAAAAGGCAGGCGAAAAAAUGUUGAGAGCCCAAAGGAAUCAAGAAAUUUACAAUAAUUUUGCCACGCCCCUAGUGGGCACAUAUUUGAAUUUAACCCAAGAACCGGCUUUAAUUAAAUGUCCCAGUUGUGGCAUAGAGGAACUAAGCGAAGUGAUGGAUGAAUUAAAAUGGUGGGCUGCGGAAAUGAAUCGUUUCCUAGGAUGUUUAUUUGUAACUUUAUGUUGUUGUUGGUGUCUGGACUAUAGCCUGCCCUGUAAAUCUAGCGAACGUAAUCAUUAUUGCAAAAAUUGUGGCUGCUAUUUUGGGCGAGCCAUGAGAGUCCCUCCACUAAACAAAGUCAAAAUGCGUAAGCAGUGAUAGAGUACAUGAAACAGAUGCUGCUAAGGCGGGCGUUGAAAACUAUAUAGUGUUCAGUUGGUUCUAAUGUAGCUAUAAAUUUAUUUUAUUUUAUCUGCUUAUAAUUUGAUUAUAUAUGGUGGCAUUUACUGUGCUAAAGAAAUGUUUAGAUUGAUCUACAAAUGAUCGCAUACAACAACAAAAACAACAACAACAACAUCAUCAAAUGUUUUCAAACAAAAUAACAUUUUAAAUUUGUUUCUUUAUUUUUUGUUAAUAUAUAAAUAAAUAAAUAUCUAUACAAUAUAAAUAUAUUUUAAAGAUAUGUACAUAUAUUUAAGUACGCUACAUAAAUAAAAAACAAAAUAUAAAAAUCUCCCCCAAA
Molecule: messenger RNA, 948 nt
Organism: Calliphora vicina (urban bluebottle blowfly)
Lineage: Eukaryota; Metazoa; Arthropoda; Insecta; Diptera; Calliphoridae
Exons: 2
Coding region: 168-584 (138 amino acids)
Source: RefSeq, a predicted model, not a curated record